Molecule: messenger RNA, 924 nt
Organism: Mesocricetus auratus (golden hamster)
Lineage: Eukaryota; Metazoa; Chordata; Mammalia; Rodentia; Cricetidae
Product: olfactory receptor 7G2-like
Exons: 1
Coding region: 4-924 (306 amino acids)
Biological process (GO): G protein-coupled receptor signaling pathway
Cellular component (GO): membrane
Molecular function (GO): olfactory receptor activity; G protein-coupled receptor activity
Source: RefSeq, a predicted model, not a curated record
AUCAUGGAGGGUAGAAACCAAACAGAUGCCCUGCAAUUCUUUCUUGUUGGAUUAACGGAUGAUCCAGCUCUGUUACCACUCAUAUUCAGCCUUUUACUGUGCAUAUAUCUGAUCACCUUCCUUGGAAAUCUACUCAUCAUCAUGGUUGUGAGUUCUGACUUCCACCUCCAUACUCCUAUGUAUUUUUUUCUCUCUAAUCUUUCAUUUGUUGACAUGUGUUUAAGUUCAACUACCAUCCCAAAAGUUCUGGUAGACAUGCAAGCACAAGCUCAGAGCAUCACUUACACAGGCUGCUUCACUCAAGUCUGCUUUAUUUUGGAAUUUGCUUCCUUAGAAAACUGUCUCCUUGCUGUGAUGUCCUAUGAUCGAUACGUGGCCAUUUGUCACCCUCUGCGGUAUGCAGUCAUCAUGAACCCCACUCUCUGUGGUUGGUUAAUUAUAUUGUCCCUUGUAAUUAGCCUUGAAAACACUCUCCUUCUUGGUCUGAUGUUACUGAGGUUGUCCUUCUGCAGUGAUAUGGAAACCCCAUUAUUCUACUGUGAACUUGCUCAGGUAAUUAAACUUGCCUGUUCAGAUACCUUUAUCAAUAACAUCCUGAUAUAUAUUUCAACAUUCAUAUUUGGUGGUGUUCCAAUAUCUGGAAUAAUUUUCUCUUAUACAAAAAUUGUCUCUUCAGUUAUCAGAAUAUCUUCAGUGAAAGGAAGAUACAAAGCCUUUUCUACAUGUGCUUCUCAUUUGGUAGUUUUGUCUUUGUUCUAUGGUACGGCUCUGGGGGUUUACAUUAGCUCUGCUCUGACUAUUUCUACAAGAAGUACUGCAAUAGCUUCACUGAUGUACACUGUGGUCCCACAAAUGAUGAAUCCUUUUAUCUAUAGCUUAAGGAAUAGCGACAUAAUGGAAGCCUUGAGGAAAUUUUAUCAGUAA